AUGAGAACUGUAAUACAUUUUAUAUACAGUGAAUUUGCCCGCCAAGUAGAAGAAAAAGAUUCUUUGAUUUCCCAACUCUCAAGAGGAAAGCAAGGCUUUACCCAACAGAUUGAAGAACUAAAGAGGCAAUUAGAAGAGGAAACAAAGGCCAAGAAUGCACUAGCCCAUGGUUUGCAAUCUGCUCGUCAUGAUUGUGACUUGCUCCGGGAGCAAUUUGAAGAGGAACAGGAAGCCAAGGCUGAGCUACAACGUGCCAUGUCCAAGGCCAAUAGUGAAGUCGCUCAAUGGAGAACCAAAUAUGAGACUGAUGCAAUCCAGCGCACUGAGGAACUAGAAGAGGCCAAGAAAAAGCUUGCCCAGCGUCUGCAGGAUGCGGAAGAACAUGUAGAGGCUGUGAAUUCCAAAUGUGCUUCUCUUGAGAAGACAAAGCAGAGGUUGCAGAAUGAAGUGGAGGACCUGAUGAUUGAUGUGGAAAGGUCCAAUGCAGCCUGUGCAGCUCUAGAUAAGAAGCAGAAGAACUUCGAUAAGAUUCUGGCAGACUGGAAGCAAAAAUAUGAGGAAACCCAGUCUGAACUGGAAGCUUCCCAGAAGGAGUCUCGCUCUCUCAGCACAGAACUCUUUAAGAUGAAGAAUGCCUAUGAGGAAUCCUUGGAUCACCUGGAAACAUUGAAGCGUGAGAACAAGAAUCUCCAACAAGAGAUUUCUGAUCUGACGGAACAGAUUGCUGAGGGAGGAAAGGCUAUCCAUGAAUUGGAGAAAGUGAAGAAGCAGAUUGAACAAGAGAAAUCCGAACUCCAGGCUUCCCUAGAGGAAGCUGAGGCUUCUCUUGAACAUGAAGAAGGCAAAAUCCUCCGCAUCCAACUUGAGCUCAACCAGGUGAAGGCUGACAUUGACAGGAGAAUUGCAGAGAAAGAUGAGGAAAUUGAUCAGCUGAAGAGGAACCACCUGAGAGUGGUAGAGUCCAUGCAGAGCACACUGGAUGCUGAGAUCAGGAGCAGGAAUGAUGCCCUGAGGGUAAAGAAGAAGAUGGAGGGAGAUCUGAAUGAAAUGGAAAUCCAGCUGAGCCACGCCAACCGCCAAGCUGCUGAGGCACUAAAGAACCUUAGGAACACACAAGGCCAGCUCAAGGUAUCCAGAGGACCAUUUCAAGCAACUCGCAAAGAAACACUGGAAUUGUAA
Molecule: messenger RNA, 1179 nt
Organism: Elgaria multicarinata webbii
Lineage: Eukaryota; Metazoa; Chordata; Lepidosauria; Squamata; Anguidae
Product: myosin heavy chain, skeletal muscle-like
Exons: 7
Coding region: 1-1179 (392 amino acids)
Biological process (GO): muscle contraction
Cellular component (GO): myosin II complex; cytoplasm; myosin filament
Molecular function (GO): microfilament motor activity; actin filament binding
Source: RefSeq, a predicted model, not a curated record